GCCAUGGUCCCCGGACAGCCACACCACCUAGAGGGAGGCGUGACGUCCUAGAGGGUGAAGAGCGUUACGGCGGACGAGGGAGAGGAUCGACGGUGAUGGCGGGUCGUGACCGACGAUAGAGAGGGAGUAGGGUAGGGCGUAGCUCGGUAGAGAAAGGGAGGCGAGCGUACUGAACACCGCUACACGGUGGACCCAUGCGUGAGCCAUACAUGGGGGUCACCCCACGAGUAGGGUGCCCGGUAGGCAGCGCUGCCAGCGCCUACACGAGGUGGAGGGUAGUGACGAAGGGGCGGCGUCACUAGGAGAGUGGGGGAGGCGUAUCAGCCAGAGAUGCGGCCGGUGGCGGUGAUCGAUGGAGGGCGACACCGACCGGAAGGAGGAAGGGGCGCGGUGCAACGCCAGGAUCGAGGGGGGUAGCCUUGAUCGACGAGGUGGGGAGAAGGUGCACUGGGGAGGGCGCCGAGAGAUGCCCUACGCCGGAGGAAGCGCAAGGAGCAGCGUUAAGACCAGACGUACCACGGCGAGCAUGAGCUCCAAGCCAGUGGGGGAGGGGAUGACACGAUGGGUGGCGGCAUCGGUCAGGGAAGGGGGAUGCGACCAGGACGAGUGGCCAGCGAGGCGAGGGGAGGUGAGCCCACAACGGACCGAUGGGAGCGGAAGGCCUGACGAGGGGUGGUACUCCCGGAGGUACACUUCCCACUGCUGCCAGGGGGACGACCGACUAAGCCGCACCGGGGGACGAAGGGGAAACACACCAGAGCGAGGAGGCGAGGGGUGCCACGGCGUACAGGGAGGGCCGUUCCCCGGAGUACUAGCACCACAACCGCUGCAGAGGCGCGGGCGUAGACCAAGCCUGGGGACGCAACCCAAGCCAAGGGAGGCGGGCUCGCUAGGAGGCGGCGGAGGCAGCCGAGGGUGUGGCAGGCCCAAGGCGGCAAGGAGGGGAUGGGGCAAUCAUCGAUGGGCGACGCCCACCGUAGCCAACGACGAGCGUUUCUGGAUUAGAGAACUCCCAGAGGUUAACUAAG
Messenger RNA from Schizophyllum commune H4-8, 1028 nucleotides. RefSeq lists its product as uncharacterized. The coding region runs from base 353 to 1027 and encodes 224 amino acids. The transcript has a single exon. NCBI's taxonomy places the organism in Eukaryota, Fungi, Basidiomycota, Agaricomycetes, Agaricales, Schizophyllaceae. The record is from RefSeq and is a predicted model, not a curated record.